Messenger RNA from Anopheles stephensi (Asian malaria mosquito), 4606 nucleotides. Its product is annotated as serine-rich adhesin for platelets-like. Lineage: Eukaryota; Metazoa; Arthropoda; Insecta; Diptera; Culicidae. The record is from RefSeq and is a predicted model, not a curated record.
CAAAAAAAAACAUCACACACACAGAACACCAGGGCCAGAGCGUGGUGAACUCGAUCGUCUCUCGUACCAAUUUUAGAGAUGGUAAGCGCACUGCUCUGAUUUUUGUGCCCGUUCCGGAACGGGUUGAGACUGCCAGGAACUCACACACAACCCUCCGAGCAAACCGUGCAUACCUCGCGAACCGCCGUCGGACAGCGGAUUCGAUGUACUUUGCUGCUGCUAUACACAUCCGAAAAGAAGUGUCCGCGGUUGUCCCAGCAACCCCCUUCUUACGAGUUCAGCACAGCCGUGCCAGACAGACGGAGUGUUACGGAGCCAGCAUACAGUGUGUUGCAGAAAUAGUGGCCCAACAUCAAUAAUUGAAAUUCACCUUCCGCCACUGACCGAUUCAUAGCGAGCUGUAGUGCAAACAGUCCAUGGCAUUCGCGUUGCGACGUAACUAGUGAAAGAGAAGAAGACAUCAAGGAGAAACCCAAAAGUUCAUGGACGAUAAUCCAUUUUUGUAAAAGAAGACAGCGAAUUUGAAAAACACCACUGUUCACCAUACACACACAGCUUCUUCGAACACCGCUAGAAGACGACGCAAAUACACGCGUACAAAGGAAAAAGAUACAGGUAGUGUUUGCAAUCGAAGCAUCUCAGUAGGCUCCGGGCGGAACACGGCGCGCAACUGCUAACCAUGAAUCGAGAUUGCCAUGCAUCGUUCGGUGGAGGGCUGUCCAGACUAAAGGGACAGGCAUGGAAAAUAUUUAUCGACAGAUCCGCCAACGGUUCGUCCACGCUGGAUGCGGACGAUGACGACGAUGGUUUAAUGGGUGGCGAGCUGCUUGCGAAGAUGGCGAAAACGUUCGCCGGUGUUUCGGGGCCAAACAAUGGGCCAGCAUAUAGCAAUAGCAGCAACGCGAAACAUGCCGUCACCGCGGUCGAAUCUUUAAUUUCUCGACCACUGACGACGGCCCGGCAGCGGGGAAGUGUAAUGCGCCUUGACAAAGCGGAUAUGGGCCUGUACGGCAUCUGCCCCGAGACGGACCCAUUCUACGCGGUAAUCUGUGAUAUCUGCAACAGUGUGGUCAAACCGCAGGGUUUACAAAAACACAUGACGAACCGACACCAUUCGCUUAUCAACCACACCGCCAAGCUUAACGCCAACGGGAGCAAUAGUGCCGGCACGGUCUCACUGGCAACUGUUGGUGGUAGCAACAGCAAGGGCAGUAAUUCCCUGUCGGAACAGCAGCAUCUAAGCAACAGCUACGCAACGACGGACAAGACUGAAGGCAUGAUUCGCACCGGUAGUGACGCUUCGUCGGGUGGUCGCACGGACAGCAAAGCAAGUUCCUACGGUUCACAGCAGAGCGAUGAUGGAGCAACGACGCUGCACGAACCAUCCUCCAGCGGCUCCGUAGUGCCACCGGUAAAGAUACGGUCGUCGGGCAGUGGAAAGGUGAAGAGUAAAAACGCAAAGAAUGCUUCCACGCACGGGGCCGGAAGUGGUUCGUCCUCCUCCACCUCCUCCAAAUCGUCUGCCGGAUAUGCUGCCAACAGCAACAACAACAACAACAACAACAGUUCCCUUUCGUCCUCGUUUUCGAAAGCAUCCAUCUCGACCGGGAGCGAAGGCAAUGCCGAGUUUGGGCGUGAAUUUCCGGCCGGUGGAGCGAUUGGUAGCAGUGGCGUUCCGCUGGUGCUGAUGAGCAACUGUUCGGGAAUGCUGAAAAGAAGGCAACGUUUGCGAUCGGUAGCAAUCCGAACGUGCCUGGUGUGGAAAGCCAGUGCUUCCGGUGCAGCAGCAACAGCCGCAGCAGGGGUGGCGAAUCAGUCGACGAAAUCAUCCUCGAAGCGUGGCUCCAAACAAGCGUCCUCUUCCUCAUCCAGUUCCUCACCAUCGUCUUCGUCGUCGUCGUCCUCAUCUUCCUCGUCUUCGUCGAGCUCUUCUUCCUCGUCCUCGAGCAGCAGUAGCAGUAGCAGUAGUAGCAGCAGCAGCAGCAGCAGUAGCAGCAGCUCUGCCAAUGUCCCACAGCAGAUCAAAUCGUCCUCUGAGCGGAAGAACGAUACGCGGGCACGCGAGUUCGAUCCGGAUCGACAUUGCGGCGUUGUGACGCCAGACGGUAAACGGCACUGCACGCGUCCGCUCACCUGCAAAUCACACUCCAUAUCGCAGCGCAGAGCAGUGCCGGGCAGGAGUAAAACGUUGGACAAACUGAUAGCGGAAAUGCGCGGACAUGGCAUGGCAGCUGGCAGUGCUUCUUCUUCGACGUUAAAGGACGACGCGGGUCCUGCGGCUGCGUUCCUGGAUAUGAUGGAAACGAACAGCAACAGUUCAUCUGCAGGAUUCGAUGCAGCCACAGGUGAAAGACGUGGCCCUGCGCCAGGAGAGCACCCCGGACGAGGUCCUGCCACUGCGGCGGCAGGAGGCUCUGCCGGUGUUGAUUCGUCGUUAGGCCGUGGGCACGGCACAGCGACGGGCGAAAGUGGUAAAAGUUCGCAUCACUCGUCCUCCGCCGCCUCGUCGUCGCACGGAACGUCCAGUCAAAAGUUACCAUCAAGCGAUCGUUCCAAGCACAAAACAUCAUCCUCAUCCCGCUCUCACAACAGCAGCACGUCGACCGGCAGUUCCCAGUCGAAAUCGUCUGGCGUGGUGCAUCAUCGCACGAGCUCGCUCAAACAUGGGCAAUCGCGCGAAACGUCUGCACAACCGGCGCUACCACCACAACACGCCCAACAGCAGCAAAUGAUGAUGCCGAACAGCAAUGCCGAUAUGCUGGGCGCGCAAUUUCCCAGCGAAGAACAACCGGUCGGAACAACGGGUGCGCACGAUCACACUGCUAUCGUGAUGGACGCCAAUACGAAUCUCCUGAAGCUGUCGGUCGAUGGUGGCGAUGGUACGCAGCAGCAGUACGGCACGACCAAUCUUAUGCAGGCCGACGGGCUAACGGUCACCCUUCCCUUAUCUGUGAUAUCCUCAAUGAAUCUGGCCGGCACCAGCUUGGUUAACAUGGCGCACGGUGGCACACCCGGUGGCGUUGGCGACGUUGGUUCUGGUGCCGUGGUCAGUGCUGGCAAUGCGACAAACGCGAUGCUACCGCCCGGAGUUGUUGAUUGCGGUGGUACGGAGCCACAAGCAACCGCGUUCAUUCCCAACGAGCUGAUCGAUCAGCUACCGCUCGUUGCGUCGAAUGGGAGCGAACUGCACGAUCCUAGCGCUGCUUACCGGUUAACUACCCACGCGCCUACGGGCACGGUUACCGGGCAGAGUGCGAACGGACUACCCGAUCUGAGCAUGCCGCCGUACAGCGAUCAGAUUAAUUACACGCUGCAAACAUUUGCCCACAAUCUGGCCCAGUCGGCCGACGCUGUACAGCAACAGCCGCGUCAACACCUACCCGGUGUGCAACCGCAGCAGACGGAUUUGGUGGACAGCAUCGACGACAUCGUGCCGACCAUAAAUCUUCUGCCGGCGGCGUCAAAUCCGCUAGUCAUACCGCAGCUGCAAGGCGAUCUGGCCGAUUCCAUCAUACUAACGCCCAACCAGCUGUCCAGUCUGUCGCUAGUCGAGCAACACUUUAUCGACAACAUUUCGGGCCUGAAGGCGGUGUCCGAGAUUGAUCCGCUUACCGUAAACGGUCCGGUCGACAUAUCGAAGCUGAUGCUGCUGAAGAAGGUCGACGAAGAGUUCCUUAAGGAAAGGCAGCUACAGAAGCAGCAGCAGCAGCAGCAGCAGCAACAAGCCUUUCCCCACACACCGGAACAGCACGAUGAGGCUCGCGGCGUUAGGAUGUGGUACAGUGCGCUACCGAAACCGCUGCACGUGAACAACUUUCAAUUGCGCCGUCUUGCCGGCGGGUACGUGACGAACCGGAAGCUGCUAACGAUUCGCCGUAACCUGCUGCACGAAACCGUCAGUCUGGAUGGUAAACGAUUGAUGUCACCGAGCGGCACAACCACAUCCGGCACCACACCGCAUUCCCCGCUCGGUGCUAGUGGCACGCGACCGGCUGGCUCACUGAUUGGGGGUCGCACCGGGAAUGAUAUCUUGCUCGCUUCGCUGGCAUCCCCGACCGGAGCUGGCAAAGGUAAGCUUGGAAGCGAUCAGACAGGCAGCAGCAUGAACGGGAGCGGCAUCGGUAGUCCUACCGGUGGAGGCAUCGGUAGCGCCGGUACGGCGUUGAAUCGCAACAACAGCUCAUCCAAUCGUGGUCAGCGUCGCUUAAUACUGACACCCCAGCAGGGCGGCCGGUCGGAAAAGUUGUCCUGUCUGCUCAGCAACGCUUACUUCAAAAAUCUCAUCUCCUCGAUGCAACAAUCGAAAGAGCUGCAACAGCACAACAAUGCUGCUGCUGCUGCUGCUGCAGCUGUUACUGUCGGCAAAGCUACCGACGAGGAUGGCGGUCCCGCUGCCACCAGCAUCAUAACGGCGCCGACAGCGGACCAGCGGACAGCGAUGCAUGCGUUGAAACGGAGUGCAUCAUCGCUCACAGCACUGUCGAACAAAAGGAUGAAGAUUAUCAACAACCUGCACAACUCCACUGCACCUCCGUCGAUUCUGCUGCAGGCAAGUGGUGGUGGUGGUGGUGGGAACGGUGGGAAAAACAAGUCUAAAGUAUUAUAA